AUGAACGGAUUGAAGAUGCUCGGCGAUUUGGACCCCCGUAAAGUCAACAGAGGCAUGGCCCACGACGCCAGGACCGGCGAGGAAACCGAGAUCGUGUACACGAAUUGCAAAGUUGUCGGCAACGGCUCCUUUGGCGUUGUUUUCCAGGCCGAGCUGGUCCCCAGUGGCGAGCAGGUCGCCAUUAAGAAGGUCCUGCAGGACAAGCGCUUCAAGAACCGCGAGCUCGCUGUCAUGAGGAGCGUCUUCCACCGCAACGUCGUUGGGCUGAGGUACUUUUUCUACUCGCAGGGCGACAAGGACGACAUCUAUCUGAAUCUUGUGCUCGAGUACGUGCCCGAAACAAUCUACCGCGUGACGCGGCAAUACGCCAAGGCGAAGCAGUUUGUGCCGAUGCUGUACGUGAAGCUGUUCAUGUACCAGCUGUUCCGGUCGCUCAACUACAUCCACUCCCUGGGCAUCUGCCACCGCGACAUCAAACCGCAGAACCUGCUUGUCAACUCGACGACGGGCGUGCUGAAGCUGUGCGAUUUCGGCAGCGCAAAGACGCUGAUUGCCGGCGAGCCGAACGUGUCGUACAUUUGCUCGCGCUACUACCGCGCGCCCGAGCUCAUCUUUGGCGCGACAAAUUACACAGGGCGGAUCGACAUCUGGUCUGCAGGGUGUGUGAUGGCAGAGCUGAUGCUCGGCCAGCCGCUGUUCCCGGGCGAGUCGGGCAUUGACCAGCUGGUGGAGAUCAUCAAGGUGCUGGGCACGCCGACCAAGGAGCAGAUCCGCACAAUGAACCCGAACUACAUGGACCACCGCUUCCCGCAGAUCAAGCCGCAUCCGUUCUCGCGCAUCUUCCGCAACCGCGCGUCGCCCGAGGCGAUCGAUCUGAUCACAAAGCUGCUCGACUACACGCCGACAAAGCGCCUGAGCUCGAUCCAGGCCAUGACCCACCCGUUCUUUGACGAGCUGCGCGACCCGAACACCAGGCUGCACAACGGCCAGCCGCUGCCAGAGCUGUUUGACUUUACGGCGGACGAGCUGUCGGUGGACCCGGGCCUGAUCCCACAGCUGGUACCGGCCCACCGGGUCGCCGACAUCGAGGCCAGCGGCAUCGAUCUGCACAACUUUGUCCCCAAGCCCAUGCCCAACCCGCUCCCCCUUGCGCUCCAGUAA
Linderina pennispora is the source of this 1161-nucleotide messenger RNA. RefSeq names its product Pkinase-domain-containing protein. The transcript is spliced from 3 exons. Gene Ontology annotation, biological process: signal transduction; protein phosphorylation. NCBI's taxonomy places the organism in Eukaryota, Fungi, Kickxellomycota, Kickxellomycetes, Kickxellales, Kickxellaceae. The coding region runs from base 1 to 1161 and encodes 386 amino acids. The record is from RefSeq and is a predicted model, not a curated record. Gene Ontology annotation, cellular component: cytoplasm. Gene Ontology annotation, molecular function: protein serine/threonine kinase activity; ATP binding; protein serine/threonine/tyrosine kinase activity.